Molecule: messenger RNA, 1602 nt
Organism: Laccaria bicolor S238N-H82
Lineage: Eukaryota; Fungi; Basidiomycota; Agaricomycetes; Agaricales; Hydnangiaceae
Exons: 7
Coding region: 1-1602 (533 amino acids)
Molecular function (GO): GTP binding
Source: RefSeq, a predicted model, not a curated record
AUGUUGAAAAACAGACGAACCCCGUCUUGGAAGCCAGAAGCUAACGACAUUAUCAUUCCAAUAAUGGGCCCAACCGGUGCAGGAAAAAGCACAUUCAUCAAUUUCAUCGCAGGAAAGGACGUAACAACCGUCGGUCACGACCUCGAGUCAUGCACGGCCACGAUCCUCCCAGUCGUCAUCCGAGACUCUUUACCAAGCGAUUUUCCGGAGGGCAGAAGAUUGGUGCUCGUGGACACCCCUGGAUUUGGCGAUACUCACCUCGAUAACACCGUAAUCUUGCAGUACAUCGGUACCUGGCUCGAAACUAUGUAUGACUCCCAGAAAGGGGAGACGAAGCUCGCCGGUAUUGUUUACCUCCACGACAUAUCAUUGACACGCAUGCUGGUUUCAACUGAGAAGAGCUUUGAUAUCUUUGAGAAACUGUGCGGGAAAGAUGCUCUGAAGCGUGUGGUUCUCUGCACGACAAAGUGGUCGGACAUCUACCAGGACGAGGGAGCGAAGCGGACUGAGCAGUUGGAAGAAAACCGCUGGAAGGAGAUGAUUUAUGGCGGAUCGACAGUUGCUAAAUUCGAGGAUUCUCAGGAAUCUGCCUGGGGAGUGAUUGCACCAAUCAUCGAGAAAGACCGAUAUGGAAAAAUGGAUGCUCUUGAAAUACAACAGCAGCUGGUGAUAGCAAAGAAACUUAUUCCCGAAACCGAGGCGGGCCAGCAGCUGCGAUAUAGUCUCGACGGCUUGUUAAAACUCUUCAGACAAGCUUCUAGCAAGGAUUCCUCUCGGCGCAAGGAGCUCGAUGAUCAAAUCGCUGCCAUCCGGGAUUUCGCCAAGUCAGUGGAUGUUCCUGUUACCCAACGCAUCUUGAGAUUGCUCGAUUUUGUCGUCGACAAAGUUCGAGACAUAUUCAUGCCAUCUAUGAACGUCUCCCUGGCUCUGUCACCCUCCAGAGGUAACAAACUCCUUGUGCCCGCCGUGGGCGCAAGGCUAGAAGCAGAUGUUGAGAAGCUGGUCAUGUUGCUUGGCGAAACAGAUCUCUUAUACAAGAAACUGAUCACGCUCUCCGAUGCUGAAAUAACUAAUUUUGGCAGUGAUAAACAGGCUACAACUGAAGUACGCUGUUGGUCUGUAACAAGGGAGGACUCCAAGCCUCUCUUUGUUGUCGCAGCUCCAAGCUUUGAUUCUCACCAAGGCGGCGACUCCGCUAUCUUUGAGAAGGUUAGGUCUUGGUUGAGCAGUUCAUGCCGCGAAGACAUGAUAUUUGGCAUCAUUUACCUUCGUAGUCGGGUUCAUCCACCAUCCUCUGAACUAGGGGGGCGCGCGUUGGAGUUGGUCAAACAAUCCGGUUUACAAUCCAACAUCCUCUUUGCAUCUUUCGCCAGCGAAGCAACGGGUACAGUCAAGUACGGCUUCGACGGCAGUGUUGCUUCUCCUCAAGAAACCAGCGAACAAGCUUUGGAGAUGUUCGACAUUGCCCUUGGCAAACCCGUCAAACUUGACCUCCUGCUGGAAGAACUGCGGACCAUCUCGGAAGUGGCCACCAACGGGAAAGGGAAGGGGUCGAAAAGCAGGUCCCGGGCCCUGAUUUCGAUAGGUCGCCGAGGUGCUUAG